Molecule: messenger RNA, 869 nt
Organism: Talpa occidentalis (Iberian mole)
Lineage: Eukaryota; Metazoa; Chordata; Mammalia; Eulipotyphla; Talpidae
Gene: DUSP21
Product: dual specificity phosphatase 21
Exons: 1
Coding region: 124-693 (189 amino acids)
Biological process (GO): protein dephosphorylation
Molecular function (GO): MAP kinase tyrosine/serine/threonine phosphatase activity
Source: RefSeq, a predicted model, not a curated record
ACCAGUGACUGGCCUUCUCUCCCCCACACCCUCUCCGGACACAUUGCGGCGUUGCUGCUUCCUGAAUUUGCGGCGGGAGUGGUGCCCUGCACUGGCACAGAGAGACCACAGUUCCAUCACCUUAUGACAACAUCCUCGUGCCCCCCUCCGACUCAGGCUGUCCCACAGCCCUCGGUCCAUGGCCUCUCCCAGAUAACCAACAGCCUGUACAUCAGUAAUGGUGUGGCUGCCAAUAAUAAAUUAAUGCUGUCCAGCAACCACAUCACCACAGUCAUCAACGUUUCAGUGGAGGUGGUCAACACCUUCUAUGAAGACAUUCAAUAUGUACAGGUGCCAGUGGCCGAUGCUCCCAGCUCACGCCUUUACGACUUUUUUGACCCUAUUGCUGAUCACAUCCACAGUGUGGAAAUGAAGCAAGGCCGCACGCUGCUGCACUGCGUUGCUGGCGUGAGUCGCUCCGCCGCCCUCUGCCUCGCCUACCUCAUGAAGUACCAUGCCAUGACACUGUUGGAUGCCCACACGUGGACAAAGUCCUGCCGCCCCAUCAUCCGGCCUAACAACGGCUUUUGGGAACAACUUAUCCAUUAUGAAUUCAAACUAUAUAGCAAGAACACAGUGCACAUGGUCGAUUCCCCAGUGGGUGUGAUCCCCGACAUCUAUGAGAAGGAGGUCCGUUUGAUGUUGCCGAUGUGAAACAUCCCGGCCAGCCCAUGACAUCGGCUCUGGAUUCUACACCAACAAUAAACUCGAACUUUUGUUGGUUAAGAAAAUCACACAAUGCCUUUUAGAAGGGCAAGCUUAAAGGGAGAGGGUUAUUGGAGUUUUUAGCUUAGUGAGUCUUAUCUUUAAAUCAGAUUCAUUAAAGUAAG